Cydia strobilella is the source of this 3657-nucleotide messenger RNA. RefSeq lists its product as uncharacterized. The transcript has 9 exons. The record is from RefSeq and is a predicted model, not a curated record. Lineage: Eukaryota; Metazoa; Arthropoda; Insecta; Lepidoptera; Tortricidae. The coding region runs from base 171 to 1010 and encodes 279 amino acids.
AUAUUUAACGUAAUAAAUUCAUUAAUAAAUUGACCUACCGACACAUUUAUUAUUCUCCUUCCAUUUCCCCGAGUGACUUGCGCCGCGUGGCAUCAUUUUGUUAAUACUUGUUAAGUUUUUGCCAUAAUAAUCAAAGAUUUAAUUGAUUGUUAAGUUUUUGUUUUCAAAAUAUGUUUGUUAGAAUUAUGUACUAUCGUACAUACUCAUUACACACCGAGCUGCGGUGUCUAGCCGUUUUGGAAAUCAACGAACAUUUUCUGUUACGGUACCGCACCUACCUGAGCUCCAUGCCGCCGGGCUUGAACGGCAAUGGAUUAUUCCUCCCGCCGGGCGCGGUGCUCCCCGCGCUGCCCGCGCCCGCCGUCUACCCGCCCUACCACCCCCCCUACGCGCCAAAUAUGGCGUCGUUGCCGCCUCCAAACUUGCAGCCGGAGAUUCUGGCAAAUGCCGAGUACAACCAGGAGAACGCGCACGCGGAGCCCGGCCAACCUUCAAACUUCAAUCACUUGCACAACCAACAACUGAUGCUACCCGACAGUCAGUACUACCCGCGUAACGUGCUACCGCCCGCGGAGUUCCGCGAGUAUCUGCCCGUGUACCGGGCCGGGUACCCGGAGAUCGUGUUCGACAACGCCAACUACAACGUCGAUCAAAGGGAGCUGCCUCCGGAACCGCGUCCGGAUUUCCGGAGGGACUCUAACUACGUGCCGGUCAACAGGGACCCGUGGCAGCCGGUCAAUGAGACGUUCUUCGACGGCGUGACCAAUGUGAUGGAGCCAUUUGCUAAUAACACCGAAAAUGCGUUCUUCGACGGCGUGACCAAUGUGAUGGAGCCAUUUGCUAAUAACACCGAAGACAUGUUCGGUGUGGGAGACCGCAGGGUGGUGGGCGCAGACCGUCUCGCCAACCCAGACCGUAACUCCUCCUGCCUCGCAGAUGAACAGGAAUUGGAAGAGGAGCUCGAAGCGCUCGCGCGCCGCAUUGACACGGAGUUCAAGAGCGCUGACUAAGUUCACAAUAACAUUGUUAUUAGUAUAGUCAGCAUUGUUAUUAGCUUGGCACCCCUGCAUACAUAUUUCUAUUCAGGGAUGAUAAGCUUUUUAGCCAGGAUGCUUAGUUUUGCUGACUGUACAUUACAUUACCCCUUCACUAAAAUAUUAUAAUAGAGUCCAUCUAAAGCAGUCCAGCAAAGCUUUUGUUGACUUUUUUUCCACUUAACAGUUGAUUGUCCCUGGCAAAAAAGUCGACUGGUCCAGGGAUACACUAGGCGACAAAUGUCCCGCGCAACGUGUUGCCGCGACGACGGGUGAAGUGGCGCGACGUUGCCGAACUUCACUCGUCGUGUCUGGCAACAUCGCGAAGACACGUGUCGCUAGAAGUCGUGCGAUGUCGCCGGAAAUAUCAGGUGAAGUUUCGCGUAGUCGUGAGUCACCUCAAAUGUCGCAGGACAUUUCUCCCCUAGUGUAUCUCUGGCUUUAUCAAUAAAAAGCAGGGCCGCUGGUCUAAACUCUGUAUCAACUUUGCAACGAAAAAGUGUGUAAGUGCUACUAUACAUUUCAUAUUCUCACAUACCCUAUGUCGCUUAGUUAGAUUUGAUGGACUCUUAUUACUUCUAUACUGAAAUAUAAACUAGUGCCGUAUAUAAUUUUAAGUUCUAAUUUAUCUCUCAUGUUCCCAAAAGUUUCGAGUUCCCACGGAUUACAUUUUCCUUUAGGGGACAGAAGACACGACUUUUGUUUUUCUGUGUGUCUAUGACUCGUAUUGAAAACAUGCGCCAAAAUAUCGUUCUAAUGUGUAAUUGACUGAUAAUCUUGUCCGGACGAGAAUUGCCGGCUUCGUGUUAUUAAACGACCUCGCUCGUUGACUCGGCCGGCGACCCCUGUCCCUGACUUAAUUAUACUGCCUGAUAAUUUUUUCAUGACUAUUUUAAUAUCAGGUGGUUUGAAGUUGAACUAUUUGUCGUAUAUGAAUAUGACCAACGAAAAGGUUUUACCGUAAAUAUUUUCUCAUCACUAGAAGCAAUGUUCUUUUCGAAUUAUGCUUUAGUUUAUGCUUUAGUGGAAUUAUUAGUAAUUUUGUCUUUAAAAAAAGAAACGCAUCUAUAAAGUAUAUGCAACAUUGCCCACUAUUAACUUUGCCCAGCGUUUGGGCCUAAAGAUUUAUUUCAAGACUUGAAAUUAAACAUAUACAAUGUUUGAAAUAAAAUAUCAAAUGAAUUUGUGAAAAACUGAUCAAUUUGAAGUGGGCAUAAAAUUUAGCCAAAAAUCUUACAAAACUGUAAAGUGCAAGGCACGAGUACUUGGUACGUCUAUUAUUAUUUGUCUAACUCUAUUAUGCUACACGGGACAUAUUUAGACUUUUUUUAUGACUUUAGGUCCGCUUAUUUUGACAAAACUCAAUUAUUUCCACUAGUGGCAUUAAUAUUGAACUGUUUUUCUUUUUCAUACUCUUCUUGAGUGAAACGGGUAGAUCGGGGGUCAAGUACGGUCAGUUGCAACAAUGCCCUAUGAACAAUAUUCAAAAACUGACCUCUUACGUAAUAAUAAAGUUUUGAAAACUUCGUUUAGUUAGCUACUACUGUGAUUACUGGACUAGUAUCCUAUCUGGAUUGAUAAAGUGCGUCACUGUUUAAAUACAGCCAGUCAGGCACACUUAUUUAUCAUACCGCAAAUCGGCAAAAAAGUAUGAUAUUUUUUUUUAUUGUAAAUUAAGCUUAAGUUAUUGAAUAGUUUUAAGUGUUUCAAAUAUUUUUUUUAUUUUUAACGACAGAGUUGUCUUUUUUUUUGAAGUAUUGAUUUGAUAGGAUAGUAUUCUAUCGAGUCAAAUCAGGUACUUUUUUUAAGGUUAAAAUUUAUUGCUGCUAUUGAGUUAUAAACCACGCAUCAGUAUUUCUGGGGCAAUGUCAUAAUUUUCUCCUAAAUUACUUUUUUUGUGGACUAACUCGGUUGCAUUUUAUUUUCUCGGGUAGCAUUAUUCAAAUUUUACCUACACGAAAUAGCGCUUCUAUAUCUUACCGAAACUUCAUUAUAAUAAAAUAUUAUGCAACUUUGCCCAGUCAUAUAUGUCACAAGACGAGAUAAGCUCAUAUAGGUUAUAAUACUUAUAAUAGAUUCCUUUAAUCGUUCCCAUGCCAACGACGACUAGAAUCAUUUGAUGAUAGGUCGGUGUAGACUUGCCUCGGCAAGGCAAUGCGGCCGAAGCACGUCUACACAGACCGAGCUGCUCCGCGCGGCAAUUCCCUCCCGAGGCGGCUCGUUCUGUAAUCUGGCCUAAUAGUAGGUAUUAUUAUUUGAAAUCAAAGACGUUACUUGAGCUUACAAGUGGGAAGUAAGUACAUAUGUAGUGCAUAAUUAUUUUCCAUCGUAUUUUCUCGGGAACGUUCGUAAUUGUCAUGCUACUUCAGUCAAAAAAAGUACUGAACUUUUUGUACCGAGACUGACUGAAACAGCAAAACACGUUUGUACGUUUCCGUGAAAAAAAAACGAUGGAAUAAUUAUGCACUAAAUCUGUAAGUUGAUUUCAAAUGAGAAUACGUUCUAUUCACAAGAACAUGAUUAAAAUUCUGUCCUAUCAUGGAAAUUACCUUUAUGCCUUGAGUUGGAAUGCUCUUUCUUGUUUCUUUAUGCUCCUGCCAAAACCCGCAAGGAAAGUCAUAAU